UCUAUCUCUUCUAUCUCCACUCCUUCUGAAAUGUGUCUCUGUGGGAUCUGAUAUGUUUUGAAUCACCCAACCAGUGUCGGGAUGGAUGUGGUUGAGUGUGUUUUCGCAGCGAAAUUAGACGACUCCAUCACUCAAGACAGAGUGUUUCCCUUGUGUGUGUUAGGGGGUUUUCUCAACGCAUGUUGCGUUCCCACCCGGACUUCCUGUGUAUUGUCAACACGAGCGGUCUGCACUUCACCCGGCCUCCAGAUAGCAUCCUGCUAACGUGGUUAGCCUUCAGCGGCUAAUUCAAUAGCCCUGGAAGCUGCCGAGGGGAGAGGGGCAGACGGCCCGGGCCUAAUCCAAUCGGCGCGCUGCAUUGCUGUACAUCCGUCCUUCAUCGGCUGGUGACGGGACACGCGACCAAACCUCCGGCAGGUUGGCCUCUCCUUUUGUCCACGCUGAAACACCAGCAGACCCCACAGGGUCAUCCACGCCGGGCCUCAUCACCUCCUGAGACUCCCCAGACGCCUCCCAAGAGUCCAGCCCAUCCCGGACCCUCCUACCCUUCUGUAAGCGGGCCUCUCCUCCCAUUCAGCGCGGUCCGCUCUCAGGGAUACAACUCAGGGGAGAAGAAGGAACAGUAGCUGGCCAACAAGGAACCACCGCUGCCUGCCAGCGACAGACAGUGGACAGCAGACGGGAGAGAGGGAGGAAAGCCCCUGGAAUCAAACGGAGAAAUAGGAGCUGAGCGGUGUGGAGGGGAGAUACAACAGAGCCCUCACUGCAGAGAACAGAAUGGCCGGUUUUUUCUCAGGAGGCCAUGAGCUAGCCGACGACUAACGUCACCACUUGAACCGUGGAUCUCUACCUCGAACGGCCCCGCGACAGACCCCCGUCUCAGUCAACAGAUCAGGCAGCGAGGACGGAUCUCUGCGUGGGACAACCUGGUUUUGAUAUCCUCUGCAGGGUUUUGUUGUACACUGGGCCAGCCGCGGCCGACUGCUAUGUGUGAGACGCAACGGGGGCCAUGCCAGCCAAGGGGAAGUACCUGUUGAAUGAACUGGAGCUCAAACAUGAGACGCUGUACCGCAAGUUCUCCUGCAUCAGCCAGUAUCAGCCGCUGGCGCUGCUGCUGGGCCUGUCCAUGCUGUCCUGUGCCAUCCUCCUGGUGCUCUUCUUCUCGCUCCAGCUGAGUGCCAACAAGCACAGUGCCUUCGUGGCGGUGGUGAGCCUGAGCCUCGGGGUGUUUGUGGCCGUGUUCUUCCUGGUGUGCACCGACACCCUGACCCAGCGAUGGCGGCGGCUGCUGGGCCUGGCGGUUUGGGCCACCCACCUUGUCAUGGCCUACACCUUCAUCUUCUGCGGGCCGCUCAUCCUGCCCUGGGACCAGGUGCCGUACUUCCUCUUCAUCAUCUUCACGGUCUACACCAUGCUGCCCUUCCAGCUGUGGGACGCCGUGGUACUCAGCGUGCUCACGUCACUCUCGCACAUCCUGGUCCUCACGCUCAACUUCACCGUCUUCCGCAGGAAUGACACCCAGUACCUGGCCCAACAGCUGUUGUCCAACGCGGUGGUGUUCCUGUGCGGCAACGUGGUGGGGGCCUUCCACAAGGUGCUGAUGGAGAAGACCCUGCGGCAGACCUUCCAGGACACCCUGCGCUGUCUCAGGAUGCGCAUGAAGCUGGAGAUCGAGAAGAGACAGCAGGAGAGCCUGCUGCUGUCCGUGCUGCCCGUCUACAUCUCCAUGAAGAUGAAGCUGGCCAUCAUGGAGCGGCUGCAGGAGUGCAAGGACAAGGAGGAGCAGCAGCGGCUGGUGAAGGACAACAACUUCCACAGCCUCUACGUCAAGCGGCACGAGAACGUCAGUAUCCUCUACGCUGACAUCGUCGGCUUCACCCGUCUGGCCAGUGACUGCUCCCCCAAGGAGCUAGUCAUCAUGCUUAACGAGCUCUUCGGAAAGUUCGACCAAAUCGCCAAGGAGAACGAGUGCAUGAGGAUCAAGAUCCUGGGAGACUGCUACUACUGUGUGUCCGGGCUGCCCGUCUCUCUGCCCAAGCACGCCAAGAACUGUGUGAAGAUGGGCCUGGACAUGUGUGAAGCUAUCAAGCUCGUGCGAGAGGUCACCGGCGUGGACAUCAACAUGAGGGUGGGCGUGCACUCGGGGAACGUGCUCUGCGGAGUCAUUGGCUUGCGCAAGUGGCAGUUUGACGUGUGGUCACAUGACGUCACCCUGGCCAAUCACAUGGAGUCUGGCGGACUGCCUGGCCGGGUCCACAUCACAGAGGCCACCCUGAAGCACCUGAACCGGGCCUACGAGGUGGAGGAGGGCAACGGCCACCUGAGGGACGCCUACCUGAAGGAGAUGAACAUCCGCACCCACCUGGUCAUCGACCCGCGGUCCAAGGACCAGUCUCUGAACAACCGCCACGUGAUGAAGCACCGCGUGAACGACGGGGUGAAGAUGAGGGCGUCGGUCCGCAUGACGCGCUACCUGGAGUCCUGGGGCGCCGUCAAGCCCUUCGCCCACCUCCAGAACCGCGACGGCUUCACCGCCGACCCCAUCGGCAACGGCAAGCCCCGCUGCAAGGACAUUCCUUUGCACUCGGCUCCCUCCUCAAAGAACACGGAGAGCUUGGACGACUCUCCAGAGGAGCCCUUCUCCUUGCCAGCCCCCCCCUUCAGCAGUUCGAAGAACAAGUCCCAGAAGAGCAAGUUUGACGAGGCUCUGCACGACGAGAUGACCACCACCAUCGACGAGCUCAGCAGCAAGCAGUGGUCCAACUCUGAGGAGACCAGCAGCCUGGCUCUGUGGUUUCCCAAGAAAGAGCUGGAGAAGCAGUACCGAGCCUUGGACCUGCCCAUGUUCAAGCACUACAUUGGCUGUGCCGCCUUCAUCUUCUUCUGCAUCUUCGUCGUUCAGAUGUUCGUCUCAAGCAAUUUCAAGUGGCCAUGGGUGGCUUUUGGAUUCUUGGCCUGUUUAUUACUGUUGAUUCUGGCCAUCUGCUUCGCAAGUCAUCUACAGCGUCUUCUCCCGGAGAAGCUGUCCAGUUGCCAGUGGCUGCCAGCCCUGUCGGAGGCCGUGGUGAAGCGGCCAAUCGUGCGCCUGCCCCUGGCCACCCUGGCCACGGCCGUCAUCGUUCUCCUGGCGGUGUUCAACCUGUGCUUCAUCUCCACGAACCUCGCGGAGUGCAAGACUGCCGGUACGAACGAGUCCAGGCAGCAGGAAAGCCAGGAGCAGGACCUCUACUACCUGCCAUACUCCGUGUUCUGCUGCAUCCUGUCCCUGAUCGCGUGUGGCGUCUUCCUGAGGGUGAGCUUCGAGCUCAAGGUGCUCUUCCUCACGCUGACCUCCACCGCGUACUACAUCAUCAUCCUCAGCUUCCAGCAGAGCCUCUUUACGGCCUACGGGAACAUCCUCUACGACAACGCCACCGGUGGCAACUCGCUGAACUGCAGCAGCAUCACCGACGCCAUUCGACUGGAGGAGCUGGGGUUGGUGAAGCACCCCCAGGUGAUGAGCUGCAUCUACAUCACCCUGUUCCUGGUCACCAUGCUCAUCAUCUCCCAGCAGAACGAGUCGUGCUUCCGGCAGGACUUCCUGCUGAAGAACAAGAACCGCACGGAGCAGGAGGAGAUCGAAACCCGGGAGAACCUCAACCGCCUGCUGCUGGAGAACGUUCUGCCGGCGCACGUGGCCGGCCUGUUCGUCGGGGAGAACAAGAAGAACGAGGAUCUGUACUACAAGUCAUACGACUGCGUGUGCGUGCUGUUCGCCUCGGUGCCGGACUUCAAGGAGUUCUACACGGAGUGCGACAUCAACAAGGAGGGCCUGGAGUGCCUGCGGCUGCUCAACGAGAUCAUCGCCGACUUCGACGAGCUGCUGUCAAAGCCCAAGUUCAGCGGAGUGGAGAAGAUUAAGACCAUUGGCAGCACCUACAUGGCCGCCGCGGGCCUCAGCGGCACCCCGGGCCAGGAGAACAACCAGGACCGCGAGAGACAGCGGGCGCAGAUCGGCAACAUGGUGGAGUUCGCCAUCGCCCUCAUCGGCAAGCUGGACGGCAUCAACCGCCACUCCUUCAACAGCUUCCGGCUGCGCGUGGGUAUUAACCACGGGCCGGUGAUCGCCGGCGUGAUUGGAGCCAGGAAGCCUCAGUACGAUAUCUGGGGCAACACGGUGAACGUGGCCAGCCGGAUGGAAAGCACCGGAGAGCUGGGCAAGAUCCAGGUGACGGAGGAGACGUCGGCCAUGCUCCAAAAGCUGGGCUACUCGUGCGAGUGUCGCGGUCUUAUCAAUGUCAAGGGGAAGGGAGAACUCAAGACCUACUUCGUGUGCACCGACAUGUGCAAGCAGCAGGGCGUGGGUCUGAGCUGAGACCCCCACACCCCCCACACACACCCUCCGCCUCCCCCCUCUCCCCCCCCCCCCCCCCCCCCCCAUACAAAGGACUUACCUGUGUGACCGGAAGUACAGGCAGUGCCCAGCUGAUCAAAAUGGUGUUAGAGGGAAGACUGUGGCUUGCUUCACCGGAGGGACUGGAUGGACGGUCACCGGAGCAUGUCGGCGUUGAGCGGGGCUCAGCGGCACUGGGUCAAAGGUCAGGGGUCACUGGGGACUUGGGGGUGUUGAAGGUGUUCACGCCGGAGAGCUGUACAUAGCGCUCUGCCGUCUUUGCGCACACAGUCCAUUCGUGUACCGUCACAUCUUUCUCCCCCUCCUCCCCCACCCGUUUACUCGAGGUGGCCUCUGGAAAAGGCCGGUCUGGGAACGCACCCGAGACUGGAUGGGACAGAUGGGAAUGUUGGAGCGCCGACAGCCCUGUGAGGGGGCCGUACGCAAGGAUCCUGAUAGGAUUGUAUGUUCUGGGAGACGUCCUUUUUCCUGGUUUGGCUUCCUGGAGGAAGGUGGACUCUGCCCUGUUACUGUGUAAUGGUCACCACGUGUGUGCCCUGGUCUUUUAUGGUCUGUAAGAUACUGUACAUAAGCGACGCCGCAAAUCAGAAACAAAAAAGGGAAAGGUUCAAGUUUAAGGCGAAUAAAGUAUCAAGUUUCAUGUUAAAAAGUGUUAUUGUGAAAUAACCAUGAAAUUCUCUUUCCUUCUCAUCAUUAUUCCAGCCGUGUGGGGUUAAUGGAUGAUUCACAUCUUCCCCACUUCACUGCUUAGACACUGGAUCUUUAUAACCAGCUCUGCAUUACGAGGUGCCGAGGUGCAUGUGGGUCACCUGCUUGCCGCUAUACAGAUACGCCAACACAAGACAUCAUUCAAGCACCGCUUUGCCUCUCUGUGCCCGAGCUGCAUCCCGGGACUGGGACAUGGUCACCACCAGGUCUGCUGUGACGCCUCUGCUCGCUCUGUGCCUCUGAAAACCUGCCUUAGCGUUGGACCGCUAUCCGUCUGUUGUCGUGAUUACUGCGAUGGUGUUGAUUGUUAACUGGACUUCAUUUUGUACAGCUGCACAAGGUAUUAAAUGGUUUUGUAAGUCUGA
Gadus morhua (Atlantic cod) is the source of this 5466-nucleotide messenger RNA. It is a transcript of the gene adcy7, whose product is annotated as adenylate cyclase 7. Gene Ontology annotation, cellular component: plasma membrane. Gene Ontology annotation, biological process: cAMP biosynthetic process; intracellular signal transduction; adenylate cyclase-activating G protein-coupled receptor signaling pathway. Gene Ontology annotation, molecular function: adenylate cyclase activity. The transcript is spliced from 27 exons. Bases 1010 to 4354 code for a protein of 1114 amino acids. The record is from RefSeq and is a predicted model, not a curated record. Lineage: Eukaryota; Metazoa; Chordata; Actinopteri; Gadiformes; Gadidae.